Molecule: messenger RNA, 935 nt
Organism: Thunnus maccoyii (southern bluefin tuna)
Lineage: Eukaryota; Metazoa; Chordata; Actinopteri; Scombriformes; Scombridae
Product: 40S ribosomal protein S27-like
Exons: 4
Coding region: 152-406 (84 amino acids)
Biological process (GO): translation; ribosomal small subunit assembly
Cellular component (GO): cytosolic small ribosomal subunit; ribosome
Molecular function (GO): structural constituent of ribosome; RNA binding
Source: RefSeq, a predicted model, not a curated record
GUGUAAACGCUCAUCAGACUGCAGGUGAUUCUCUUGAGAAGCACUUCAGGGUUGACGUCGCAGUUUCUUCUGACUUACCCACUUACUUACUUAACUUACUUACCACGUUGUUUUUUGCCUUGGACGGAAAAACUUGAGUGGUUUGAGCAAAAUGUCGCUGGCUAAGGACCUGAUGCACCCCUGCUUUGCUGAUGAGAAGGGAAGACACAAGAAGAAGAGGCUGGUGCAGAGCCCCAACUCCUACUUCAUGGAUGUUAAAUGCAUGGGCUGCUACAGGAUCACCACCAUCUUCAGCCAUGCCCAGACAGUGGUGCCUUGUACUGGCUGCUCUUUAGUCCUCUGCCAGCCACAAGGGGGGAAAUGCAGACUAACUGCAGGAUGUGCCUUCAGAAAGAAAUAUUCCUGAGCAGAAAUGUUCAAAAACACCCAUGACCGGCAGCAGCAUGGAUCUCGGAUAAAUGAGUGUGAGCCUCACUGUCCUUGAUGUUGAUUGUACCCUCCAAAGCAUAGUUUUAGAAAAGAAAUCACCUCUACGUACAUCUGGAUAAUGUGGAGUGAAAUUAUGCAAUGUCACUCCUCCAUUGAGGUUAAAUAGGGCAGAGCAGGAAUGAAGCUAUGUGAAGUAAAAGAUAAAUGAAAAUCAUACACCAUGCAUCUUAAGUCCACUAUGCUUAGAAUGAAUUGUACAUGUAUCAAAUUGAUAUGAGGAGACAUUUGAUGUAGAGUAGUUUUGACAGUUGUAGAGUGCACAAAAACUCAAAACAGUCACAAUUUCUGUAAAACAUUUAUUAGGUUGACAUAGAGGGGGGUGGGGGUUGGUGAAUGAAAUAUUUCAGAAUGGUCUCAAUCAAAUGUGAGGCGCUUUAUCAUGGCCCUGGCAUGAGAUGAAACCAUGACGACCAUCACAAACAAAAAUAAAACAUUUUAAGAAUUUA